AUGGCGCGUCGAUCAGCUCGUUUGCUCAAGCGUGAGACCACGCCCGACACUUCCAUGCGAUCCGAAGAUAGUUGGCAUACCGCCUCAUCGCCAAACCUAGGACUCCCGGAUCUUCCAGAGUUGCCAGAGCCCGGUAUGGAGCAGAAGAAGCCCUCGAAAGCCUCUGAAGGUACCAAGGCCGAGUCAAAGCUACCGCAUGCGACCGCUACACCCACAUCACACAAGAACAAAUCGACCAAGUUGCCCAUUGAUGUCGCCAAAAGCCAGACUCCCAAGGAUCGCACCCCGAUCAAGCCAGCAGGACAGGAGAUGCAUCCCGCGCACCAUCAUGCGAGUACAGCUAAGAUUCUAGACGAGGCGCGCUGGCUCGGGUUUCAAUCACUCGGUGCGCAUACCGCGCCGUCCAAAGCGGCUGGCUUAGCAGGUCAGGCGACGCCAUCAAAGACCCCAGUACCUGCUGCUUCGACGGCCCAGCUUGACUCGUCGCCCAACUUCCGCUUCCGCUUCAAAUCGCCCUUGUCCAAAGAUGAGGCUACACUGAGCCCAAGCUCGCGCAACAUCUUGAAAGACGCUGGGAUUACAGGCACUCCCGGCGGCGGGAGCCGUGCUCUGUUUGGCACGAGUGAAUGGUCUUCCAAGGCCGACGUAUCUCCCCAGCGCAAGAAGGCCGAAGCUAAGGGCAAGAUGGCUCGCUUCAGUGACGUGCACAUGAAGCAGUUCAAGAGCAUGGAUUCAAUCGCGAAUCACCCUUCAGCUUUCCGCGCCGACCCUACCCGAUUCAAGCCUGUCGUGGGCCAUCCUCUAAAGAAGUCGCCCUCGAAGCCAGACUUGGCAAAUCCGGAGACGAACAAGCUCAAGCGUACACAAUCCAAGGUGGAUCUGGCAGAUUCAAGCGCGAGUUCUGCCAGUGGUCUCAAGCACACACAGUCGAAGAUGGAACUGGCAGCGUCUGGAAGCAAAAUUCCUUCAUCUCCGUUGAAACGUACCCAGUCCAAGAUGGACAAUGUCGGAUCUAGUCUGCCACGCUCUCAUUCAACAGCCCGCAUGGCUCCUCCUUCACGGGACGGACGACCAGCCCCCCGCGACAACGAUGGUGACCACAACGCGGCGGCAAAGCGUAUCAAGCGUACCGAGUCAGACGAUGCUGCUACCACUCGUCCUGCGUCUCGGGAGAAGACGACUGACGUCCCAGCACGUGUAACUGCUACCUCGGCACGUAAGAAGACGUCUCAGACCGCGCUUCCUCGCCUAGCUGCGCGAUUGAUGACACCUACAAAGUCGUCUAUCGCACGUUCGCAGAGUGUGAAGACUCUGAAGACUACGUCGAUGAUUCCAACCUUGGGAGGCUCACCUUCCACAAAUAAUCUGGGAGCCUCUCCGUCCAUUAACCGCAGUGUCAGGUUGCCUUCAGCGGGUACUUCAUUCCCUCCCACUAGCAACAUUGGUCAUUUGCAGGCUAUGAGGGACGGAGCACGUGACAGUAUGCGCAAGGCAAGCCAGAACCUUCAGCGUGUCCGGUCGAUCCUCCGCACGCCAAACCGCAAAUUCUCAGACGACCCUAGUAAAAUCGCGGCAGGCACUCACUUGUCACCUCCAGCUUCAGACUCUGAUAGCACUCUGCCUGUGAUUCCUGCUACAGCUCCUGUCAAGAAACAAGUCAACUUCAGCAGUAGUACUUUGGAGCGUGCAUCACACGACGAGCUAGGCAAAUCACCGUCACCGAUGAAGUUCAGAGCAGGCAGCGAAGUUCCUGCUGGUGCUGUAAUCUACCCUAACCUGGGCUCAGGUGCACAACACCUAGACCUUUCACAAGAGACUGAGACUCCUCUCAGUCCGUCACGACGUCUCACCUUCGGUGGCGAAACUCCCAACCACCCUCGUUCCUUCUCCUUCGAGUCUAGCAAGACUGUCAACUUUGGACCGACGUCUUCUGGUACGAUCCGCAUGGUCCGUGAGAGCAAUGUAUCCUCUGCUAUUGACGGUACAAAGCGCAAACUGGAGACGCUCCAAGAGACGUCUGACAAAGAGAACGACGGCCCCCAUCAAGAUGAUACACGAUCCAACAAGAAGAUGAAGCGCACGCCUGCGCCUCUUACGGCCUUGCUACACUGGCAGGGCGACUUUCACUCCACCACCGUGGCGUCGCUAAGCAACCUUGUCGACGAAUUGAAGAAUUCCUUCAACUUCUUCAACUCCGACUCACUACUCAGCUCAACGACGUCCUCCUCGAUACACGAUAAAGAGAAUCAGCCCACAGACGCGCUCUCGAGGUUUGUGCGAUUCUUGCAACAUCCACGUCUCCACGACAUCACCGAGUUUCUCACGAAUCCCCGCCUCGACGAUCCAACCUACCUUACUACCCUUGCUAUCGCACUAGCAUCCGUUGUCGUAACCAUGUCCUGGUUCUCUCGCAGCACCGGCGGAAACUGGGGAGGGCGCUUCUCACCCUUCGGGCGACCAGGCAACUCACCAAAUGCCGGGGUCGUCAAUGACUCGGAUUUCUCAUACAUUACGAACGAAGAUCUGCGAAGGAACGGUCAGGCGCAAGCGCCUGAAAUCGUAGAUUGGGACGACAAGAACCCGGAGCGAGAGACAGACGUUCUCAUCUUCAAGAAUGGGCGCACAAACUAUCCCACACACUUCCCGGCGCACAGCAUACGGGACGGAGAUCUGAAGAUUGGCACAGUGCGCCAAGCGGCUGCGAAGAAGCUAGGCGUCGAUGACCAUCGGCGCAUACGCAUGUUCUACAAGGGCAGAAACCUGAAGCACGAUGAACGCACCGGACGAGAGGAAGGCCUUCGCGGCGAUGGGAGUGGUAGUGAGAUUCUAGUCACAGUCGGCGAGACCCCGGCAGGCGGUCUGGCACCCGGCGCAGGAGAGACACAACGCGCAUACGGUAGCGAAGGUGAGGAUGAAGAUGACGACGAUGAAGAUGAUGUCGACUCGGGUGCAAAUACCACAAGCAAGAGGAAGUCCCGCAAGCGCGGCGGUAGGAAGGGUAAGAAGAAGAACGCUUCUUCCGCAAACGCAUCUGGCACUUCAACACCUGGCUACACCACUGCCGGCGCCGGCGCGGAAUACCUCCCCAUCCCCUCGCACAUCAACGCAACCCCGCGCCCAACCUCUGCUCCUCCCUUGAAUACCAAACCCGCCGAACCCCAGACCCCGAUCGGCAAACUUGAUGCCAUCGCUAGCAAGUUUCACACCGAAUUUGUCCCCAUGUGCGUACAAUUCAUGGCUGGACCACCAGAGGACAAGGCGAAGAGGACGUUCGAGUAUAAGAAGCUAAGUGAGACUAUCUUGACACAGAUUAUCUUCAAGCUGGAUGGUGUCGAGACUGAGGGUGAUCCAGACGCGAGGCUCAAGCGCAAGGCCCUCGUCAAAGAGGUCCAGAGUAUGUUGACCAGGCUGGACGAGGUUGGAAAGGCUAGUUAA
This is a messenger RNA of Alternaria burnsii, 3435 nucleotides long. RefSeq names its product bag domain-containing protein. The record is from RefSeq and is a predicted model, not a curated record. NCBI's taxonomy places the organism in Eukaryota, Fungi, Ascomycota, Dothideomycetes, Pleosporales, Pleosporaceae. The coding region runs from base 1 to 3435 and encodes 1144 amino acids. The transcript is spliced from 6 exons. Gene Ontology annotation, molecular function: protein-folding chaperone binding.